UUCUCUUUUCUUAUUGAGAAAGUAUUAUGGGUUUCCCUUUGUAUCUCUCCGUUUCAAUAAGCUUGCUUUAUUUUCUCUUCCUGUUUUUUCUUGGUUCUUCGGUACAGCCAUUGUGCCACCCUGUUGAACUCUCAGCAUUGUUGCAGUUCAAGGAAAGCUUUGUCAUCAUUAACUCUAGUUCUCAUGGUUAUCCCAAAACUGAAUCGUGGAACGUUCAGGAGAAAAGUGGCGACUGCUGUUCUUGGAAGGGGGUGGAGUGUGACAAUAGCACUGGUCAUGUAAUCGGCCUUGACCUUAGUAGCAGUUAUCUCUAUGGUUCAAUCAAUUCCAACAGCAGCCUCUUCCGUCUUUUUCACCUUCAAUGGCUUAAUCUCGCAGACAAUGUUUUCAAUAAUUCUAAAAUUCCUUCAGAGAUAAGGAACCUGUCAAGACUGACAUUCCUUGAUCUCUCUUACUCCAACUUUUCCGGUCAAGUACCGUCAGAAAUCUUAGAGCUGUCAGAAUUAGAGCUCCUUGAUCUGUCAGGGAACUCAUUGAAGCUUCGAAAGCCAGGGUUGAGGCCUCUGCUUGAGAAGUUAACCAACCUUAAAGUACUCGAUCUUAGUGAUGUGAGAAUAUCUUCUUCCAUACCUAAUAAUAUCUCACCAAAGUUUUCUUCAUUGUCAGCUUUAAUUUUAUCAAAUUGUGACUUGCGUGGUGAGUCUCCUAUUGGAAUUUUUGAGUUACCCUGGCUUCGGUUGAUUAAUCUGCAGUCCAAUCCGGAACUUACUGGAUAUUUACCUGUUAUUCAAGCCAACCACCCUCUUUUGAAAUUAUCCCUUGCAAACACAAGUUUUUUUGGACGGUUGCCAGAAUCAAUCGGAAACUUGAAGUCCUUGGAAUAUUUGGACAUCAAAUACUGCAAAUUUUCUGGGAAGCUGCCAUACUCACUUGGUAACCUUACUCAACUCAGAUAUCUUGAUCUGUCUUUUAACAACUUUUUGGGACCUAUUCAUUUCUCUGUUGGAAGACUAAACCAGCUUUUGGGUCUGGACUUCUCUUAUAACAAUUUUUCCGAAGAUAUCCCUUCUUCCUUGGCCAAUCUUACCCGACUUGUUUAUCUAUCUCUUGCCACCAACAAUUUCAACCAUGGAACCUUGUCUUGGCUCGGUACGCAAACCAAUCUAGCUUAUUUGGACCUAACAAACACCAGUUUAUCAGGAGAAAUUUCGCCAAUGAUAUGCAAUCUGUCUUGUCUUACUCUCUUGAAUUUGUCCAAUAACAAUUUGAGCGGAUUGCUUCCUCCAUGUUUUGGAGACCUCAGCAAAAGUCUGAAUGUACUCCAUCUUCAAAAUAAUCACUUCACAGGUGCAAUUCCUCAAGCAAAUAAAAUGGGAUGUGAGUUGAAGGCGAUAGACUUAAGUCAAAAUCAGUUUCAAGGAAAGAUACCAAGGUCACUGGUCAAUUGUACCAUGCUAGAGGCUGUUCACCUCGAAUACAAUCAAAUAAAUGAUAGCUUCCCCUCUUGGUUGGGUACACUUCCAGAACUCAAGAUUCUAAUUUUGAGAUCUAAUGGACUCCAUGGUGUGAUUGGGAAACCUCAAACCAAAUUUCAUUUCCCUAAGUUGCAAAUCAUCGACCUCUCUAACAAUUGUUUAACAGGUAAUUUACCAUUUGGGUACUUCAAUACUUGGAAUUCCAUGAAAGUAGCCACAGCAAGCAGCUUGUCAUACAUUGGAGUAAUCCUAAAUUUCGACUUUUAUUUUGUUUUACCCAAUCAAGUCCAAGAUUUUCACGUCCGUUGCUCAGUCAAAUUGACAAAUAAAGGCCUGGAACUUGAAUACCGGCAUAUUCCAGGAUCCUUGACAGCCAUCGAUCUUUCGAACAACAUGCUCAGUGGUGAAAUCCCAGAAGCCAUUGGGAAUUUAAAGGCUCUUAAGGUACUUAACCUUUCCAUUAACGCUUUUGUUGGUCAUAUCCCAUCAUGCUUGGGGAAUCUAAUACAACUAGAAUCUUUAGACCUUUCUCAAAAUAAUCUCUCUGGAGAAAUCCCUCAACAAUUGACACAACUUACAUUCCUGGCAUUCUUCAAUGUUUCUCAUAACAACCUCCAAGGGCCCAUACCUCAAGGAACACAGUUUAGCACAUUUGCUACUAAUUCCUUUGAUGCAGAUUCAGGGUUAUGUGGAAGCCCUUUAUCAAUAAAAUGUGGAAUUCCUGAAGCCCCAUUGCCACCUUUAAACUCUGGAGAAGGCGAAGGCAUUGGCAGUGUGUUUGAGUUUGGCUGGGAAGUAGUAGCCAUAGGAUAUGGAGCUGGACUAAUAAUAGGAAUGGUUGUUGGCUCCAACUUUAUCUUUAAGCCGCUAGUGAACAUGAAUGUUUUCGGAAUUGUCUUUAGAAAGAGGCGGCCUAGAAGAAUUGAGAAUAGGAGGCAUAGGUUUUGAAUCUUGUUAGGUAAAAAUGGUCUUUGAGUUCUUAAGUUCUUGUUUAUUUAUCUUGGACGGUGGAUUCCGCCAGCAAAGUUAAUAGAUAAUAGUUCUUAUUUCUUUUUAAAGUAGAAUGUAGUAGGGAGAUAGAAUAAAGGUUGUAAAUAUGUCAUCAUAUGUCACUUUCUAAAAGUCAAGUCUUAAAUUUUAUUCUAAAAUUAUCUUUUGAAUUGUUGAAUUUAGGCCUUCUA
Molecule: messenger RNA, 2656 nt
Organism: Durio zibethinus
Lineage: Eukaryota; Viridiplantae; Streptophyta; Magnoliopsida; Malvales; Malvaceae
Molecular function (GO): protein binding
Source: RefSeq, a predicted model, not a curated record